GUGCUAGACUACAAUUGUAGUAGUAUCUCCCUUGUCGAAGUUUGCACGUCCGCUUGGUCUCACUUCUUUUUAGGUGAUCAUGCAGUACCCAGCCAGGUAAUUCCACAGACAAGUAUUUAGGAAGGGUCACUACUACCUGAAAUAGAAUUAUUUUACCACACCACGUAGAUCUACACCGGUUACGGAGCUGGUUGAGAUUGUCGACCUACGAACGUGUGAGAGUGACUGUCGUCCGCUCGUGACACGGUGGAAAUGUUGGGCCGCAGCACUGCGUGGCUGUGCUUCCUCUUGGCUUCUUGUGGGUGUGCGUCCGCGUCCGGAGUGGCGGAUGGUGGUGAGGAGCGUGCAGUCUUCCAACGGGACAAGCGGAGCAGCAGCGUGGUGUCCGGGAUCAUGCAAGAGGGAGUCGGCAACCUGUCAUGCCCCUACGCAAGGACCGUUCAUUUGAAGUAUGAAUGGACCGACAUUCAGCCUGAAUAUGCUGCUUACAAUUUUACCCAAUUCCUGGUCGACAUAAAGGCGGCAGUUGCUGCGGGAAAACUGGUGUACUACACUAUCGAAACAGGCGCAGCAGCUCCACAAUGGCUCUACAACAAUGGAGUGCCCAGAGUUGUCGUCAACUUCACCGCAAACGACUUGCGAGAUUUCCCCUACUAUCUCAGCACCAAUUACACGCACUUCUUCAUGAACAUGACGUCGACGGUGAGGCUGUUCAUUGCGUCACUGCCGAGUGAUCUGGGUGCUGCUCUCACUGGUGUCGAUGUUGUGUUGGGGUCCACUGGUGAUGUAGCACCAUGGCACGGUCCUGCCCAGAAUCCCAAGUACGAGAUACCAAGAGAUGUGUGGCUGAGUUACUGGCAUAAUUACACCAUCCGAGUGGUGCAGGAGUAUCGUUCCAUUGCCUUGAAGAAUGACCUGUUUGCACUCAACGUACACGGUCUGGAAGACAUCCCCGGCUUGACGGAGCAAUUGGCUGAUAUUGUGGGCUACGAGCACCUUGGAAAUGCAGCACAUGAAGUAUGCAAGCAGUACCAGGAGACCGGAGAACGCUUGAGCCUGAUGUGGAACGACACAAUGUAUCACUUGAUGCAUACGCCGCACACUGGUGGCCAGUAUAUUCGGGCUGUGUGCUUUCAGGAUAGACACUUAAUGGAGGGCAACAUGAACCCGGUUGCCACCGCGUGGGCAGCCAUUACCUGGUCUUUGACUUGGAACCUGGAUAGCAUGCGUGCCAUGGAGUGGGAGCUGGAUGCCUACCCAACGCAGAUCUGGCCGAUGCUGAAGUUUUUCAACAAGUAUGCCGGCGUGCGCCAUGCCAACGAGUCCCCGGGUGCUUGGGCGUAUCUGCACGAUGGUCUGAAUGCUGCCGACACGGUCCGAUUCCCGGAGCAGACGUUUGGCAAGGCCAGACUAAGCAACGCGGAUAGGAUGAAAGCCAUUGCAGAGGCGUUCAGCUGGGCAGGAGCGCGACAGGAUGACCCACAUCACGCCACACAGGGAACCCAGUCAGGACGACAGCGCACUGCUUGGAACGAUGUUGGCUGGGAAAUCCUUCCCACGAACUACAACAUGUACCUCACCCAACUGGAUCCAGUGGAGACAACGGACGGGAGGUGGAGGGUGGGAAAUGCCAACAGCACCGAAGGAAGCAACUUCUGGGGACGCUUUGCCCGCUCAUUCAACCACUCGUUUGGCAAGAAUGUGAUGCUAUUCCAACUGGAUCGCAACCUGUCCACAGCGCUUACAUCUGGAUCGGUCUAUCUGCGCAUAGUGUACUUGGAUGAUAAUGCAGGACAGUUCAGCAUAUACUACAGCCAAGACGCACCGGCGGCAAUGCCAGUAUCAGCCGCAGCAGCUCACAAUAGCUCUGAUGAUGCGGGCCUAGCUGGCUGUGCCAAGCUUGCCACGGUGAGGAAAGCUGCUAGUAACACCUGGCUUACUGCAGCUUAUAACGUUAGUAAGUUGAGCUUUUCUGCUGCCUGCCAGCGGAGCAGCAACAUUGUCAUUUCGAAUGAUGAUGUCACUGAUGAUGUCAUUGCUUUCAUUGAAUUGUCUCUGAAACCAUAUGAUGACGAUCUCACAUACAUGUAGCCUUGACUCGAUAUGACGGUGGGCAAAGCUUCAUCACAAGUAAGGCAGAACGAGGUACCAGGGUCACAUGAACACCUUGAAGACUUCUCCCUCGACUCCCAGGAUCACUUAUAUAAGUUUGAUACAUGUAUAGAGUUUGUGGUACCGGGUGAUGUCCAACCCUGCCCAACUCAGUGAUGUAGGGCUUACUGUGCGUGGUCCAGGUCCAUGGCCAUGGUUAGAGGAUGGAGUAUACCUAGCACUACCGGCAUCCAUUACUAUUAAAAUUAUUACUAAGCUAUCACUACAGACUGUGCAUAUCAUACAGUGAGUAAUGACUCCCAUUGAUAAUGGCUAUACCUGCAUGUACAUGUAUGCAGUCAAAUACUCCU
Molecule: messenger RNA, 2462 nt
Organism: Sycon ciliatum
Lineage: Eukaryota; Metazoa; Porifera; Calcarea; Leucosolenida; Sycettidae
Exons: 2
Coding region: 253-2091 (612 amino acids)
Source: RefSeq, a predicted model, not a curated record